UUAUUGUCAAUUAAAUGGAUAUCCCCUUGAAGUUAUUAAUGCUUAUGAAAUGGAAGAGAAGAAUGAUAAUUGUAAACAAAAAGAUUUUUACUUCCGCCGUCAUUGCAUGCUUGCCAAUUUUCUUUCUUCUCACUCAACGAAUAUUAAAUUUGCCUUUUUUAUGGAUGCAGAUAUUGGUGUAAUUAAUCCAAAUCAUUCACUAGAAGAAUAUUUGGAAGGAAAAAAAGAUUUUGAUCUAAUUUUUUAUGAAAGGAUAUUUAAUGGGGAAAUUAUGGCUGGAAGUUAUAUUUUAAAAAAUACUCAAUUUACUAGAGAAUUUUUGUAUUAUUGGGCUGAUUAUUAUUUUAAUGUGCCUAAUAGUUUUCAUGGAACCGAUAAUGGGGCAAUACAUUCAGUAUUUCUCGAUUUAUUUUGUGAUCAUUUAAAUGAAAAUUGUUCUGAAAAAAGACUGGUUUGUUCACAUCUCUGGAAUGUUUCUCUCGAUUUUGAUACUCUAUUGCCUUUUACUUUAUGUGCCAAAUAUAUACUUGGAGCUAGAAAUGUAUUUACUAAUUCAAUUUCUGAAACAAAAUUAAAUAGUACAGGAAAGGUGCUUCUAAUGACUGAUUUUAGGCAAUAUUGGGCAAGAGGUUAGAGAUUUUGUGAUAUUUCCUUCUAUAAAAUACUUAUCUCCUCUUGAUUAAUUGCUCCCUCUAGUGGAUGCUGUACCUAAAUUAUCCAGAGUAAUAAUUUGAGCAUAUGCUGAAUAAAUUUAGGUAAGGUGUUGAAAGAUUUUAAAUAUAUGGAGUUGGGUACUUGUCUGUUAUCUCCUCCCAUUUUCCUUUUAUCUUAAUUUGAUAGGAUAUAACUUUUUUAUGCUUAAUCAAAUCCGAAUGAAUAUUAUAUAAUACGAAAGCUCUCAAUGAGCGCUAUCUUUUUCCCAAGGAUGGAAGAAAAAUGGGGAGAUGGGGUUUCCCAAGGAUGGAAGAAAAAUGGGGAGAGAUAACAGACAAGUACUGGAAGGUGAUUGAUGUUGUGUGUCUUGUCUGUUAUCUCCAGGGUAAUAAUAUAAAGGAUAAUGGGAUAUAAAAAAUAAUGGAGUUUGUUUUGCCUUAAUUAUGUCUGGCAUUAUCGGAGGGCCUAUUGAGUUCAAGUAAGGAAAGUG
Messenger RNA from Meloidogyne enterolobii, 1144 nucleotides. The record is from the annotation of a GenBank genome assembly. Lineage: Eukaryota; Metazoa; Nematoda; Chromadorea; Rhabditida; Meloidogynidae.